Vitrella brassicaformis is the source of this 855-nucleotide messenger RNA. The record is from the annotation of a GenBank genome assembly. NCBI's taxonomy places the organism in Eukaryota, Vitrellaceae.
CACUCAGUCAGUCGCGCGAGACAGUCUUGCAAACAGGUCACGCGCUGACUCUCUCACCCGCAACUAAAAAAACCCGAGCUGGCACCUCACGCACACAUAAAUUCUUCUGUCUUUCGACCACCCUCUCAUUUGUUAGUCCUCGUGUGUGGGGUCGGCAGCGGUGCCGUUGUCCGCUGCCCGCGAGCGGGAGCUGCCCCUCUUCUUCUCCUUCUCCUUGUCCUUGUCCUUGGCAGCGGCAGCAGCAGCACCGCCCGCCUUCUCCUUCUCCUUGUCCUUGCUGUCCUUGUCUUUCGCCACCUCCUCCUCAUAACCUGCGGGCGGCGCCUCUCUGCAGACAGACAUAGCAGGCACAUGCACACAGGCGCACUAGAUGCGAUGCGGGAGUGUGAGUGUUGUGUUGGUCACCUAAGGCUGAGCAGGCAGACGAGGAUUGAAAAGAGGAGGAUGUGCGUGAGGUUGUAGUCGAACGACCGCUUGAAGGGAAAUAUCCUCUGCAACACCUGCAAACACACACACACAAGCACACACACACAGAUGGACAGUAGACAAAGAUCACCGUAACAAUAGACACACCCGUUCAGGUGGGGUGUCUGCCUGCCUGCCUGCCUGCCCGCCCUCUGCUGACUGACCAUGCCAGCCUUGCCGAAGUUCUUUUGCGGGUCGACGAUCAUGCUGUAGAACUCCCCGAAGAGGAAGAGCAUCAGCGCCGACAGGCUCAUGAGGAACACAGCCAUCACCAGGCUGUCCAGGAAACGAGACGUCGCCACUAUCGCCAUCGCUACGGUGAAGAAUCAACUUUCGAUGUGCCUCCGACGGCCUGCUGGACCUCUCCCUUCGUCUUUGCUUCUCUGCGGG